AUUCCAGUUAGAAUUGACACCGCAACGCGUAACGACGACACCGAAACGAAACGAAGACAGAACGACGUCGUCAAGGAACAACAACAACUGGAAAACGCAAAACGACAAAUCGCGAAGCUCAGCUAUUUGACCAAUAUAUACCUGGAAAAAGUGCUUGACUCGGCCAUUCUUGGGCAGACAGACGGACACCCCACUGUUGCAAAAAACUCGUCGUAUCCCGUUAGUCGUUAUCGCCAACUCUUUAGCAACGGUUGCAAUAAUGAUAGCCUAAAGUCGGGUUUUGAAGAAGAAGACGAACAAAAAGAAAAAAAAAUAUUUUGGAAAACAGUUUUGAAAAAAAUAAAAAUACGCUGAGUUUUGAAAAAAAGAAGGAAAACCAAAGCAAAAAAAAAAAGCGAAAUAUUUUGAAAUCCAACCCAUAUUGAGUUUCCGUUAACGUUUUGUUUUUUGAAAAUUAAGCAAUAAAAUUUCUGUUUUGAACCAAAAAAAAAAAAAAAAAAUCCGGUGAAAUCGAAACCCCUUUGAACGGAUCGGUAACGGAAUCGAAUGUGGUGCAAAGUGACAAAGUGAAAAUCGAAAGCAAAGAUUCAAUUGCAUGAAAAGUCGGCACCAAUUGCAAAUCGAAAGUGGUUAAAAACUACCCUCCCCGCACCGGUCCUCCUAGUGUUUUUGUGAUACCGACUUACCCACCAUAAAAUUCUCUUCAAUGAAAAUGGAGGAUCCAAACCUCGCUGACCAGUAUGUACAAGAAUUUGUACUUGAACAUCUGGAGGAUGGUACUUCGGCGCCGGUUGGUGUCAAGCGGGAAGAUCAUAGUCCCACAUCGGCCACGGCCGUGGCCAAGAUCACCUGGACCGCCGAACCGGCAGCCAUGGGGCCAGAAGAUGAAGAAACCGCCGUUGAGCCUUUGAUAAAAAUGCGUUCAUUUUCCACAAAUUGGACACACAUGGAUGAGAGGCGGCUGCAACCGCUGUCACCACCUCCGGAAAUCUAUACCCAUGGACCGAUGACGGGUCAAGCGAUUUUGGUUAAUACCUCGGUGCCAGGUGGGGUGCCAUCUACUCCACCGGAAACACCACCUGUUAUUGGCUCGCCCACAGGCAGUACCUGUGCCCAGGCAUAUGCCGGCGUGCCAGCUUCCCAUUAUGCCAGCCACCACCGACCCGCACCCACCAGUGCCGGUUUGACCCAGGAAAUGAUGUGGCUGCCCAAUUCCAUGCGUACCGAUCCCCAGCCAUUGGAUUUAAGGCCGCUGGCAGGUCCCAGCCAGGAGGAGGAAUGGGAAAGGCACCGCGAAUAUAUGCAAUCCGUGGCAGCUGCCAACCACCACCACAGCCACCAUCUCCAUCUGCAACAGAGUCAACAUCCCCACCACCAUCAUCAUCAUUUCCAGCAUCUGGAGCAUUUGGCGCCCAUUCAAAUGCAUCCUUCGCCCUAUCACAACAUUACGAAUUGUCCACCCACCAGCUCCUCAGCGGCGGUUCUACACAACAACCCAUCCUCGAAUGGUCAUCAGCACUCCUCGAAUCGCCCCACUUCGGUGUGUUCGACCCGUUCAUCAACAAAUUCCCCGCGCACCGUUUCCGGACAUUAUUCCACCUCCAGCCAGCUGGGAAUUGAUGAUUGCAUUGAUGACGAUCUGCUGACCACCCUCUCGGUUAGGGAGCUAAACAAGCGUCUGCACGGGUGUCCGCGCGAGGAAGUGGUGCGUCUGAAACAAAAGCGACGUACCCUCAAAAAUCGUGGCUAUGCACAAAACUGCCGCUCAAAACGUCUGCUGCAGCGCCAUGAGCUGGAGAAGACCAAUCGCCAGCUCAAUCAAGAUCUACAUCGACUGAAAUUGGAAUAUACGCGAGUGUGUCAGGAACGUGAUCAAUUGAAACAGCGAUUACAGUCACGCAGUGGUUCCAGUUCCUCACCGCCCAAUAGUGCGGCGACGGGCAGUGCCGUCAUUGCCUUGAAUGCCACAGGUGGGCCUAGUUCGCAACAGCAGUUGUCUAGCGAAAAUCAGAGCUCACCGGAAUUCUAUCUCUGACGUCAAUUAGCAGCAGCUGCCAAUGGUCAUCAUCAUGCUCCUCAUCAUCAUUCCCAGCAUCAUCAUAAUGUUGUGGCUGCCGCCGCCGCAGCAGCAGCUGUUGCGGCCAGAGAUCACCCUCAUCAUCAUCAGCAUCCGCCGGGCCAUAGUUCCCAUGGCCAGCAGCAGGCCCAUCAAUGGACUUCAUCGGCCAGAUAUCAACAACAACAGCAGCAGCAAAUGAUGCAGCAGCAACAACAAUCCACCGCCGCAGCAGCAGCCGCCGCCGCCGCUCUUCAUGCUCCACAAUCGCAACAAGGCAUUCUCCAACCUCAACCACCGCCACCAACAGCAGUUGUAAAUUAAGCCACAAAACAAAACUGUUAUAAUUCUCAUCAGGUUCAAUGCAAAACAGAGACAUAAGUAUACGUUCCAAGGUAUGUAGGGGGGGGGGAGAGGUGUUUUUAUGAUUUCAAUUUGAAAAUAAUUCAAAGCGGGUUUUGAUCUAGAAUCGUGUAUUUUUGCGUUAAUGCUUUUGUAUGAAUAAUUUUGGAAGUAAUGACGGAGGUGCAGAGAAGGGGUGUUUGGAUGUCAGAGUUAAAAAAUAACAAAUUCGGAGAAAAGUGUUUCACAAAUUGACUCCGUUUUAAGUUUCCCAACUGUCCCAUCUUGGGAAGUCUUAAAGGUGUCGUCAAGUUGUUCUGCUUUCCGGCUUUAUUUUAGAAGCUGUGCAACAUUUUUCCUGUACGAUAAAACCUGGUGGUGCGCUGUAGUUUGGGAGCCAUUUUUGCCUUGCCCUUGGUAUGCUUAACAAAAGGAGUCGGAAUCAAUUCAAGUUUUGUGCUAACUGUCGUAAAAAUGGUUACUGGCGGUUUGAUUUCAAACGAAAAGUAUUUCCACCAUGCGACAAAAAUGGAGCCCAAAUUUAGUCGUAAUCAUCGGACCACCACAAUUCUAUUCAUCAUUACUACACAACUAUGAAUAGAGGUUCCAAGUAUACCCAAAUCCCUAAUCAAGGUUCCCUAACUUUGCCGUUUUUUGAAUUUCUGGUGGUCUUGGUUGUUAUGACACGUGAACUAACCUGUCCAAGGGAUCCCUAACCUCCUAUGUCUCAGGAAUAACUAACAUUGCGAUUAGCAAACAAUUCACCGGAAGUGCUUGUGCCAGUUUGCCAGCGCAGUGAGUGAGUUGAUUCUGGUGCUAAAUUGAAGAGAUUCCUAGCUUACGGCAAAAAUGGCGCCCGACGUGGGGUGACUCAAUUCACUAACAGUGCUUGUGCCAGCUUGCCAGCUCAGUGAGCGAGUUGAUUCUGGCGCCAAAUAGGAGGGAUUCCUAGCUUGCGGCAAAAAUGGCGCCCGACGUGGGGUGACUCACUGACAAGAUAUGUGGGAACAAAAUUCUACUCAAACCGUAAUGAUUCGAUAACCAAGAUUUCCAAUCACGUCAAUGCUUCGUUGGAUUUGGAGAAUGAUCUUUUUCUCAGGAAGAGUGAGCGCCAAGUGCUCCAGAUGUUUUUUUUUAAGAAUGUAGUCUAUUGUUGUAAUAGGGGGGACAAGGAAAAGAUUCAGUCGGGGCGUCAAAGGUGGCGCCCAACGAAAAAAAAAUUCCCAGAUUCUUGAGCCAAAUUAAAAAGAUCCAUAGCAUGUGAAUAAAAUGGCGCCCAACGUAUAUAACCAAGUUCUUAUAUAUUUUCUCUACAAUUCAAUAACACUUCCGCAAUUCAACGAAGGCGCCCAACGUCUUUUGCUUAGUUCGUAUACAACUUAUCUACACAUGUUUGGUAUCUCCACAAAAAUAAUUUAAUUUCCAUCAAGUCUAGGCUUCCAUGGAUUUUAGGAAAUGUCAAAUCCAUGAAGAUCGGUAGCAUUCAAAAUUCAGAAAAAAAUUUUAAUUAAUUGAAAAACAAUAAAACUUAAUUCAAAAAUCGCUGAAAUAUUCACAGAUGGCGCCCAACAUACAUUACUGUAUUGUUAUGAAAUUUCCAAACAAAUUUCCAUUAUUAGGCGUUCUUCAAAAUAUCUGGGUACUUCUAUUUCGAGGUUCUCAAGGGGAUAAAAUUUAGUAUUUUGUAAAAGCAUCCAAAAUAUAAAUUUUGUGAAUCAAUUGACAUCAAAUUGUCAGUCUUACAAUUGAUGAUCGAAGGACAUAAGUCAUCCAACUUUACAUCUGGGUUGUUUACGGAAUUAAAGGCCUUAACAUAAGGGUAUUUUUUUCUUGAAUCGACAUCCAAGUAGAGAUAAGUAUUCCAGGGCCGAUUUGAACUGAGUCGGUUUUUUAGACAUUAAAAGUUAGCGAUGAAUUAUGUCGCAAAAGGUAACAUUUUGUGUUUAGGCUUUGAAUCUCCAAACAUAGUCAUCACCAAAAUUAGGCAAUGGCAAUUAGGACAGCUUCUAUGGAAACUAAAAACUGUUUUCCUCAUGAUUCGGAAACAAAAAACAUCUACUGUAGAGAAAUGGCGCCCAACGUAAAUUUCGACAAGGUUCAUUUGUCCUAAAAAUUCGCUUUGAAUUUGAAAAAAAAAAAAAAUAAAAUGGGAAUAUCUAUUUUCAAAAUGGCGCCCAAUGUAUAUUUCUACUUUUGAAAUGACUGUGCAAUCCAAUGUUAGCCAAUUUUCAAUGUAUUUUUGGAACCUAAGAACCGUUUUCGCCAUGAUCCGAAAAGGGGACAGAAAUGGCACCUAACGUAAAUUUUUAGUAAGCCUUUUGGAUGCAGAACUCAGUAUUUUUAUCGAUCUGAAAGCCUUUUUUUGCAAAAAUUUAGGAAAAUAAAUUUCACGAAGAGACUACGGAAAUCACUUCUGACGAGUUUCUAAGAAAAAACAUAUGACACAUAAAUGGCGCCCGACGUAAAUUUUGACUAAACUUCUAUGGAUUUUAAGAACCUUUUAUUAAGAGGAAAAUUACACCAAAAGUGGCGCCCAACGUAUUCUUCUUCCCUUGAAAUGAUGUUAGAAUGAAAUUUUGUACCAGUUUUUAUAGAACCUCAAAAGCGUUUUUUUCAUGAUUUAGAGCUAGAAACCAUCUUGUGCAUAGAAAUGGCGCCCAACAUCAAUUUGACUAAGAUUUGGCCCCAACUUCAAUUUGACUAAGCUUUCAAGGAUUUUAAAAUUAUUUUUAAUGAAGUAAAUAUGCAAAAGGAGGUUUCAUUGUACAAAGCAAUACAAGUCCAGGUUUCCACAGGUUAUGCCUACAUCUUGUCAUUGGGUUCACAAUGAUUUCAGGACUCAGUAUUUUCAUGGAUUUUUUUAAACGUUUGAAUACAAUUUAUUAAAAACAAUUUAGUUUAUAAUUCAUUACUCCGAAAUAGCUACGACGAGUUUCGACGGGUUUCUAGGAACUUUUUUUUUGACAGAAGUGGGCCCCAAAUUCAAUUUGUCCAAGCUUCCGUGAUUUGACCAAUUUUCGAUGAAUUGUAAAAAAUUCCUUAAAAAAUUUAAGGAAGAGAAAAUUUAACAAAAAAUUCAAUUUUACAAAGUGGCGCCCAAGGUCUUCUUCUUCUCUCAAAAUUAUAUUGGAGUUCAAUGCAUACCAGUUUUUAUAGAACCCAAGAAGCGUGUUCUUCAUGAUUUAGGGUUAGAAAACAUCUUCUGGACAGAAAUGGCGCCAUUCCAUUGCACAAAUAAACCAAGUCCAGGUUUCCAUAGGUUAUUUCUUCAGCAUGUGUUUGGGUUCACAAUGGAUUCGGAACUCGGUAUUUUCAUGGAUUCUCAAAAGUUUUGGAUUUUAAAAACAUUUUAGUUUAGAAUUCAAUACUCCGAAAUGGCUACGACGGAUUUCGAUGGGUUUGACGGGUUUCUAGGAAAACAGUUUUUAAUUUCAAUUUGGGCAAGCUGCCAUGGAUUCUUUUUAAGGAAGGAAAAAGAAAAAAUUAAGUUCCAAACAUUUUUUCAGUUUUAACCUAAAUCUUCCAAAUGUAAAGAGCUACAGUUGCGCUCCCACAAAUGAAAUGAUAUAACCCUUAUCAUAAUAUGUACUCUCUGAUUGUGUGCGUUUUGGAUUUGGUCCAUCAAAGAUAUUUUUUUUUUUUUGUUAAAUUUGAAGGAAAACAUUUUUUUUGACAGAAGUGCCGUCCAAUUUAAAUUUGUCCAAGCUUCCGUGGAUUCUUUUAAAGGAAGGAAAAAUAAAAAUAAUAAGCUUCAACAUUUUUGCAGUUUUUACCUAAAUCUUCCAAAUGUAAAGAGAUACAAUUGCACUACCAGAAAAAAGUUAUAUAACUUCUACUCUCCGAUUGUGUGAGUAUUAAGGUUCUAGGUUAUCUACAAAGCUAGGGGUUUAGUCCAUCAUAAAUAUUUUAUUAUUUUAUUUUAUUUAUUUUUUAAUUUAAACGUUAACCGUUUUACCUAUUUUUGUUGAAUAAUUCGCCAAACCUCAUUGAAAUCCGAUUGCUCUAUUUUGUUUUCUCUCAUUUCUCAUUUCUUUGUUUGCGGAAAUAUUUGCGUUCGUUGCCUUGAUCUACAUUUCAUGUUGGAGACUUGGUUAAUUUUCUCUUUUUAUUUUUCUUCGACCUCAACAUAUCAUUGACCCAGUUAAGUUGAGUUCUUUUUUUAAUAUUGGAACUUCUUUGGGAAAUAAACACAGAAUUCUUCAAAGUUAUUAAAAAAUAAAGCGGAACAAAAAUUGAAGUCAAAAGAAGUGAAAUUUUUUUGAGGGAAAAAUGGCGCCCAAUUUUGUACUCAGAAUUCUUCAUAGUUAUUAAAAAAAACAGUGUGGAACAAAAAUUAAAGUUAAAAAAAUAAAAAAAAAAAAUAAAAAAUAUAAAAUUUUGCAUCGCCGAUUGAGGGAAAAAAUGGCGCCCAAUACAUGGUGUCUAAAUUCUAGAAAGUAUUUUCGCAGGGAUUUUUUUUAAUUUCUCUGUAAAUCAACAUUCCAGACACAGGGAUGCUUAAACUCUAUUGCUAUCACUUCUUUUGCAAUAAUUUCGAAUCCAAUCCCAUUAUGACUAUGCCUUAUUUUUCUGCAAAAUUCCAGAAAUUAACCCAGUUAAGCUGAGUUCAUUUUUUUUUUUUUUUUUUUUUUUUUGGAACCUCCACGAUUUUAAUGAAAAAGUCAAAGAAUUCUUCAAAGUCAUUAAAAACAAAGCGGAACAAAAAUUAAUGCUAAAAAAAGCUCAAAAAAUAUAAAAUUCUUACAUCAACGAUCGAGGGAAAAAUGGCGCCCAAUGCAUGGCGUUUAAAAUCUGGAAAGCCUUUUCGUAGGGAUUGUUUUAAAAUUAGUAUGUAAAUCAACAAUUCUGACACAGGGGUUUAACGUUUAUUCCUACCACUUCUCUUGCAAUAAUUUCGAAUUCAUUUCCAUUAUGUGACAAUGCCUUAUUUUCCUGCGAAAUUCAAGAAAUUGGCCCAGUUAAGUUGAGUUGAUAUUUUUUGGAACUUUCACGAUUUUAAGGAAAAAGUGACAGAAUUCUUUAAAGUUAUUAAAAAAACAAAGUGGAACAAAAAUUAAAUGUUCAAAAAAAGUUUAAAAAAAUAUAUAAAAUUCGUGCAUUACCGAUCGAAGGAAAAAUGGCGCCCAAUUGCAAUAAUUUCGAAUUCAGUGCCAUCAUGAAUAUGUCAUUUUUUCUGCAAAAUUUUUACUUUUCUUUAAAAAAAAUGUAAAAUAUUAUUAAAAUUUUUGAGAUUUUCCCUGUUUUUCGCAAGAAUAACAAUAACAGUACUCUCUGUGGCUAGAUUCUUGUUUUAUGAAAAAAAAAAACAAAUGAAAUAUAUUUUUUUUAUUUUUUUCAUUUGGCAAUUAUGUUUCCAUUUUAAAUUUUUAUAGAAUAAAAGAAUUAAGAACCCUGCAAUUUAUUUUCACUCCAAUUGUUUCACAUAAGUCAUCAAAUCAUUUCCGUAUCCCUCCCAAGUCCUGCUGUAGGGUAUUCCAAACAUUAUCUCUAUCAUUUGUUUCCUCCUUGUAACAUUGUAACAAAUUUUUAUUGAUAAGUUUUUUAAAAUCUCAAAUCAAUUUUAAACAUUGUCUAUUUUUUGCCGAAAGCGAAAUUGAAAACACACAAUCAUGUCAAAUGGAAAUUAAUCGCUUUGCAUGUAACACAGCGCAUCGAAUCGAAUGCAAUCAAUAAAAAAAAUGUAACAGAAACUAUAACGCCACUGUUUCAGGUUGACAGCCGUCGGUGGAGAGGCGAAAGGCAAGAAGGUGGACAACACGGGGCCCACCAUGAUUACAAGGGUUAGCCAGUUCAUUGUACCCUUUAAAUGUCAUUGUUAACAUGGGGAGGGCGGGGGCACGUUUUGUAUGACGUUCGAUAGGUGUUUUUUCGUUGGGAAAAGUGAGAAAAUGAAUAAAUUACAAAUUGAUGGAAAAUACGUUCAUGUGUACACAUUGAAACAAUUAAUUGCAAAAAACCAAGUGCAAACUUUAAUUUGAUUUGGAUUUAAAUUAUUUAUAAAUAGGUCCAAAAAUCAGUUAUAAAAGUCAUCUAUUGAACAUACAAGACUUUAAUUGGCUCAGUAUGAAAAACAACAAAAUUUUAAACAUUUUUAAAUAUUUUAAAAAUAUAUUAAAUAUUUCCACUUUUUUACAAUACCCAUUACAUUUGUAUUUUUAAAAAAUUAUUUUGACGAAGGCGUAUGUUGGGACUACGGCAAAAUGUUUCAAGGUAAAGUGUUUCAUUAUUGGUACAGAAAUUUAUUCUCAUUUACUGAUCCCUAAGAAGUCAAAAUCCAGUAACAUUUCGUACAAAUUAUUACAAAAUAUUAGCUUCGCAGACAGUUGUUGUUGACAGAAUUCUAUUUAAAAACCAAAAAAAGAAAGUCUAUGACUUGGGGAUAGAUGGCGCCCAACGUUCAUUGUUGGCCCUGUUUUGCAUCAAUGCGGGUAAUAAGUGGACUCCCAUACCGAUGGCUCAAAAUGAACGAUAUCGCCGCCUAUUGUGAGUACUUAAGAUCCGAAAGUGUUUUCCGACGGAUACCUUCCUUACAAUAAACCUCAAACUAUAACUAAGUCUGAAGUAUUAAUAACGAAUUUAAAUACCAUAAUUUCUCAAAAGAUUCGACUUGUAUAAAUCGACCCACAAUGUAAUUCUAUGUAGAUCAGUGUGUUGGAGGAUUUAAAUCCAUAAAUAGAACACAGCGGCUCUGCUUAGAUAGUCCUAAAAAACUUCUGGCAAAAGUUUUGGUUUUGGGUUAUUAAAGCUUUGAAGAAAAAAAAAACAUUAAAAAAGCACAAAAUUGGGUCAAGAGGUCUUUGAGAAAGAAGAAGUAUCAAUAAAUGUUCAUGACUUUUUAUAUGGAAUUUCUUGGAAAAAAUCCAUUCUUGACCAGGGCAUCUCAAAUGUAAUCCAAAAAUACUUUAACAAAUUUCCUCAAGAAAAAAAAUCAUGAAAAAAUAUACUAAAAAUCAGAAAUAUCAUAAAAAAAAAAUUGAAUUUAAAAGGAUAGCCAAUAAAAUCCGAUUAUCGGUAGAUGCCAUAAUAUACAGGGCGAGAUAAAAUACUGCAAAAAAGUCAAACACCAUAAUUUUUACAUUUUUUUCUAAAUGAAAGCAAAAGAUGUCGGAAAUAGCAUCAUAUUGAAGAAUAUGCUUAGAUUUGUUCGAAUUGGUCACCUUUGGCACGAAUUAUGACCUUCAAACGGCAAAUGCUGCCCGAAUGUUGCUCUGCCGUAUUUUGGCCCGUUCCCGUCGAAGCGUUUGCUUGAGGUGAUCGACACUUUGUCAACUUUGCUUUACAAAAUUCUCCAGACACAAUAGUAAAACGGAUUGAUAUCCGGAGAUUGUGCGCUGGAAAUCGAGCGAGGAACCUCAUUUUGUAUCCAUUCUUGGGUGGCGCGUGCUGAGUCCUGUUGGAAUGUCCAAGGUCUGCGGCCAAAACGUUUUCAAAAAUUUUGUAUUGAAAAAAUUUGAUAAGUGUCUCUUCAGUUGAAUUAAAACAAGUAAAAAAGCGGCCGGGCCGAACUUUGAAUAUCCUCCACCAUUUGGAACGAAUUAGAAUGUGUUCAAAAAGAAAAUAUAAAAUCCAUUAAAAAUUCUGUUAAGCUCUUAAAAAUACCGAAUAUCGGAAGGUGCCGAUAUAUGGGGAGAUAUACGAUAUUGUGGACUUAUAUAGACAAAUCUAAGUCUGUGGGUAAAGUACUCACAAAGAACUCCUUGUGUAGAAUUUCAGACAAUUCCGUUGAAAAAUAUGACUAAAAUCAUCAAAAUACCGAAUAUCGAGGGGUACCGCUAUAUAUGGGGGCUAUACGUUAUCGUGGACCGAUGUAGCCCAUCUUCGAACAUGACUUGCCUGCAGACAAAAUACUGAUCCUAUCUUUAUUCGUUUUAACUCUAGCUUGAUUACAACAGGCGGAUAGACGGACAGGGCUCAAUCGUCUUAGAAUUUCACGCUAUUGAAGAAUAUAUAUACUUUGUUGGGUCUAAAAUGAUUAUUUCGAUGAGUUACAAACGGAAUGACGAACUUAAUAUACCCCCCAUACAAUGCAUGGUGGAGGGUAUAAAAAUGAAAUAAAAUAGAAAAAACCACCCAUCUGCCAAUUUAUUAAAAUCACGAUAGAGCUCCCACUAUUAAAGAACUUAAAGAAUUUUUAUACUUUGCAUAAACAUUAAUAAUAUUUUUAGAAUGGUUGGCACUUAAAAUGUCAUAUAUUUCGGGCACAUCGUACUAAAUUUUCAGACUUUCAAAAUUUUCUUUUUUUAAUAAUGUUAAAAUUUUUUCUUUUUCGAAUGUUUAAAUUUCACACAAAAAUGUCCGCAAAAUCUUUCAUUUUAAAGUUUUCCCGAGAAGGAUCCAAUUCUUCUGGCCAAAACUAUUUCAACGUCUCCGUAUGUAAACCCCAUAAACCAACAGUGACCUCAAUAUCAAAUUUCAGAAUUUAAGUUCUGCAAUUUCCCUGAUUACCAAAUUUAGUACCAUUUAGAACAAAAUAGUACGCAUAUCAAAAAUCAGUUGCUUCUCUCAGCACAGACAUCAGUGACACCCAUAUUAAAUUUCCAGAUUCCAGCUAUAUCCCUUCAUCCAAUACCAAAUUUAGCACUUUUUGUACAAUUUUAGUAGAUUUUUCGUACUUUCUUAAAAUAUCAUAAAUCGAUUAAAGUCUAAUCAUAAGCUCCAUAUAACGGUCCAUCCUGAUAUUCGGUGUAAUUUUAUAUUUCAGGUUCUCAUUGAAAAAAAAAAUAUAUUAAAUGUGGAUCUAAUUAUAGUUAUGGGUCUAAUUUAACGAGACUUUCCAAUUUUCGACAUUUCAAAGAUUUUGGUCCAAAUUCCCAACCAAAGCAGAUGCAAUUUGACAUUUGGGGUUCUCGGUGUUUUGAUAUAACCCUCGUGAAAAAAUAUUAAAUGUAAGUCUUCUUUUAAGCAUAGCGCCCCUAUAACGCUAUUCUUGGGGUUUUGGUCCCAAUUUCCAAACAAUAAGUACCUCUCCCGAUAAAUCUUCAAUAUUAUCGGAUAGUGAAGCUGACUUGACCAUAAGUCUUAAAAUAUAGUUAAAAAAAAUCCCUUUAAAGAAAUAAACUUCUUUUAUAUAUUUACCUCUACAUUGACACAUGGCGGAUAUAAGGUUGGCCAAAAAACUACUUGUGACAACAUUUUCGCAAUAAAAUGAGUAGAGUUUGUUCUUUGAAUUUCAAAUUACAAUUAUUUUGUCAGAUGGACUUACCGGUCGAUCUUAUAUAGGCCUUGCAUAGACAUAAAUUUUCAAAUGAAAAAUUUUCGUCAGGAAUUAUUAAAAAAAGUCAAAAAAAUUGAAAGAACAAAAAGAAAUAAUUAUGAAUAACGAUAUCUUUUUUUCAGAUUAUUUUUGUUCUUUUUAAAUAUCAUGUUUUCUGCGAAUAUUGAAAAUUUAUUUGGUUAAUGAAAAAUAACAGUUUUUCAUUUUCCAUGAAAGCACCCUCCCUCCUGACCUCUGUCAUUUUUUCUUAUAAUAAAAAAAUAAUAAUAAUUAUAAUAAAAAACAACAUAUUCUCACACAUGUAUGUAUGGUUGUGUUAAGUUCAACUUAAGAUUUAUUUUUGUAUACAUAUUAAUAAAUUAUUAUCAUUAUUAUUAUUAAAACUAUUAUUAAUUUUCUAAGGUUACGUUUUCAUUUCCAUUAUUUUUUCUUUGCAACAACAUUAAAUGUGUCAACUAUUAUUUAAUAUUAAUUAUUAUUAUUUUAUUUUUAAAAUAAGAAAAAAAGCUAUUGUAAAUUUAAAAAAAAUCAUGUUGAAAUUCAUAUAAACAAAAACUGAAAAAAAAAAAUACAACAACAAAAAACCGCAAACAAACAAGGAUAACUGCGUAUGAGCUUAGCCACGUAAGUCUUUAAAAGCAAACUACAAUCGUCAAUAAUAAUCUUUAAAAUUAAUAAUAAUUUAAAAAUAUUAAAAAAACUAAGAAAAAAAAAACGAAUAAUCCUAUUGUUAUAUAAUUAAAAUAAUUUUAUUAAAUAAUUUAAUGAAAAUGAAAAAAAUGAAUUAAAUAUAAAUUUCUUUGUAAACUGUAUAUAGAAAAAUUGUCUUAGGUUAAGCGAAAAAAAUAUGAAUUGACUGCACAAUUUGUGUGUGUGGUUCUCUAAUGGUUAAGGAUAAUUCAAGAAAAUGAAAAAAAAAAUAA
Molecule: messenger RNA, 12535 nt
Organism: Musca domestica (house fly)
Lineage: Eukaryota; Metazoa; Arthropoda; Insecta; Diptera; Muscidae
Gene: tj
Product: transcription factor MafB
Exons: 1
Coding region: 707-2035 (442 amino acids)
Biological process (GO): regulation of transcription by RNA polymerase II
Cellular component (GO): nucleus
Molecular function (GO): DNA-binding transcription factor activity, RNA polymerase II-specific; RNA polymerase II cis-regulatory region sequence-specific DNA binding
Source: RefSeq, a predicted model, not a curated record